Messenger RNA from Aspergillus niger, 1530 nucleotides. RefSeq lists its product as uncharacterized. Gene Ontology annotation, molecular function: transmembrane transporter activity. The transcript has 5 exons. The coding region runs from base 1 to 1530 and encodes 509 amino acids. Gene Ontology annotation, biological process: transmembrane transport. The record is from RefSeq and is a predicted model, not a curated record. Lineage: Eukaryota; Fungi; Ascomycota; Eurotiomycetes; Eurotiales; Aspergillaceae.
AUGGCAUACAUCCCACAACAUCCCACAUCCCACAUGCCUCCGAAAUUAGAUAUCAGACUCACCAUGCACACCGCAUUCUUUCACCAUGAGCUCCUCCGAGGUGGACAGCAAAUAUGCUUGGGUGAUAGUGCUGGCAGUGUUUUGGAACAAUGCUCACCAUUGGGGAAUCCUAUCUGUCAGUAUCACCUUCUAGUUCACCACACUUGCACUGACACAAUUCAGAGCUAUGGUGUCUUCCUUGCCUACUUUACCUCCCAUUCCACAUUCCCCGGGAGUCGAACUCUCGAUUAUGCCUUUAUCGGAGGUCUCUCCGCCUCGCAGGCACUAUUUAUCUCCCCAAUAGUCAGUAUCCUCCACCGCCGCAUCGGCUUGAAAGCAACAAUGGCAUUGGGGGUCUUGCUCGAAACCGCUGCAUUUUUGGGAGCUUCCUGGAGCCAUGAGAUCUGGCAACUCUACCUUAGUCAAGGCGUCUGCUUCGGCUGGGGUCUCGGAUUGCAGUAUCUCUCGACAACCUACCUCAUACCCCAAUGGUUCAGCCGUCAUCGCAGUCUCGCAGCCGGCAUUGCAACCGGCGGCAGUGGAACAGGAGGCUUGAUUUACUCUCUUUCGACGCAUGCCCUUCUCGCGCGGUUCGGCCUCAGCUGGUCCUACCGUAUCCUUGCCAUUUGCCAGCUCGUCGUCAACGCAACUUGUUUGCUUGUCAUACGCGAUAGGAAAACGGUAGCAGCACCCAGCCGAUCGGUUCAUACUAUCCUCCGUCUCUGCACCCGGUACGAGAUGUGGUUGUACCUCGGCUGGAGCUUCUUCAGUGUAAUGGGGUUCAUGGUCAUCUGGUUCUCGCUGGCCACGUAUGGUCGCAGCGUUGGGUUGACCUUGAGCCAAGGCUCGAUUGUCACGGCGGUCAUGAAUGUUGGCCAGAUGGUGGGGCGUCCGGCCGUGGGGUUUAUGUCAGAUGCCGUCGGUCGCAUCAACAUCGCUACUAUCGCAACCUUCGCAUCUUCUUUGGCACCUUCUGGACGGUAUCUCAUUCCUCACUGUCUCCUGUCUUAUCUUCUCGGCGUGGACGCUAACAGUCAAAUGAAACGGCAUACAGGUGGUCGGUCCACUUGGAGCAGAGGUCUUCGCGUUGGAGGAUCUGCAGUCGGGCUUGACAAUUAUAUGGCUGAUCUGUUCGUUGGAGAAGCCAUCGGUCUCGAGCUGCGAACCUCGGGAAGGCAUGGCUUUUUGCACACGCAACUAUUCACGGGAUUCAUGUACAUCGGCGCCGCGCUAUGCUUAGUCCUGCUACGAGGAUGGAAGAUUGGCGAACUCCGGAAACAGCAGCAGCAGCAGGAAGGCAUUACAAUGGGACGUGGUGCAAGUAAGAAGUAUCUGAACUUUGUCGCCGCGACGCCAAAGGUCGCUUUCAGUCAUGAAGAUCGAUGUCUAAGAGCUCGAGCGGCCGAUAUCAUAUCCACCACGGCGCGGGAGUCUUUCAGAUCAUUCAUGACCACCGUUAUGUUCUGGUCGUACGUCUAUUUACCUCUCUAA